CAAGGUGGGAAAAUAUCUUCUAUAUCAUCGGCAUUGAAUCCGUCUCCCGGGACUUCAACAUUGAAAUCUGCUGUCGCGUAAACCCUAAAACUCUCAAGCCGGAUGCUUUGUUGUAGAUAUGCUCUGCCACUUAUUACUAAAAGAUUGGAAUCAGUUAAAUUAACCCAGAGACCUAGGAGUACCGUGGUAUGCGCUGCUAAAGGUCCAAGACCUCGAUAUCCUCGGGUAUGGAAAUCAAGGAAGAAAAUUGGGGCUGUCUCAAAAUCAGUAAAGCUUGUUGAUUGUGUAAAGCAAUUGUCAAAUGUCAAGGAAGAAGUAUACGGGGCUCUCGACUCCUUUAUUGCAUGGGAACUAGAGUUCCCUCUAAUUAUAGUGAAGAAAGCAUUGAAGAUCCUUCAGAACGAACAAGAGUGGAAAAGAAUAAUUCAGGUGAUAAAGUGGAUGCUUAGCAAAGGUCAAGGAAGAACGAUGGGAACAUAUUUCACCUUACUGAAUGCUUUAGCAGAGGACGGGAGACUGGAAGAGGCUGAAGAGCUGUGGGCCAAACUGUUUUCUGAUAAUUUAGAUAGCACCCCGCGUAUUUUCUUUGAUAAAAUGAUUUCAAUUUAUUACCACAAGGACAUGCACGAGAAGAUGUUUGAGGCAUUUGCUGACAUGGAAGAGCUUGGUGUCAAACCAAGUAUAUCAGUUGUUUCAAUGGUUGGAAAUGUCUUCCAAAAGUUGGGCAUGUUUGAUAAGUAUGACAAAUUAAAGAAGAAAUAUCCACCACCAAAAUGGGAAUAUCGAUACGUUAAAGGGAAGCGUGUCAGAAUCCAAGUGAAGCAGCUACAGGAAUUUGAUAAAACUGCCAAAGGCAUCACUGAAGACAGAGAAACUGAAGAGAAUUCGAGUUUAGAGUACAAGGAAUUGGAAGCAAAUUCAAAUGGAGUAAAGCAGCUACAAGAACAUGAUAAAAUUGCGAAAGGUCUAACUGAAGACAAUGAAACUAGAAAGAAUUUGAGUUUAGAGCUUGCGGAAGCAAGUUCAAAUGAAGUAAAGCGGCUCCAGGAAUUCGAUAAAGUUGCCAUAGGCGUUACUGAGGACAAGGAAACUGAAAAGAAUUCUAUUUUAAAGCAUGAGGAAGCUGAAGCAAGUUCAAAUACAUUCACUGCGGAAGCUAAUAUAUAACUUCUUGAUUGGUUGAUAGUCUUAUAUCCAGUAAGCCUUGGCCUUGAUAGUUAAGUGCAAUUUAUUCAAUCUCAGCAGCAAGUUAAGGAAAGCUAUAUGACAAGGAUGAACAGUCUUUUCUCAUGUCUUAUUAUUUUGUAUCAGCACUAUCCGAAUCAGGCUAGGUAUGGUCAGGGCAUCAUGUAAGCAUAAGAAAGCUGUAGGGUGGUAAGAAUUCUUUCUUCCUUUUACUCAUACAGAAGUAAAAAUUAUUUAAUGAAGUUGAUGAUUGAAUUCGAGAUA
Molecule: messenger RNA, 1449 nt
Organism: Hibiscus syriacus
Lineage: Eukaryota; Viridiplantae; Streptophyta; Magnoliopsida; Malvales; Malvaceae
Product: pentatricopeptide repeat-containing protein At4g21190-like
Exons: 6
Coding region: 103-1167 (354 amino acids)
Molecular function (GO): protein binding
Source: RefSeq, a predicted model, not a curated record